Messenger RNA from Chlorocebus sabaeus (green monkey), 3827 nucleotides. The record is from RefSeq and is a predicted model, not a curated record. Lineage: Eukaryota; Metazoa; Chordata; Mammalia; Primates; Cercopithecidae.
GCUUUGGGACGGCGUGGGUUGGGAUUUGCAGAUGAGAGGAGUCUGGCGCCGCCGCCCCCCUCACCUAAAUACCCGGGCCCCUGGGGUUACAGGCAGGGGCGGGGCUUUGGGGCCAGAUUUGAGGAGGGGGGUCUACUGCGGUUUCCUCCCCCGAAGCCAUUCCCCAAAAUGAGCUUUUCCCGCCUGUCUGCCCUACCUCCUCCCCUCCUCCUGUUUCCAGGGGCCCCUGACCCAUUCUGGUUAUUUUUGUUUGUUUGUUUUUGUUUUUUUGAGACGGAGUUUUGCUCUUGUCACCCCGUGACCCAUUCUUUUUAUUCUUCUCUACAGCACCCAUUCAUAUAUUCAUUCAGUCAGCUAAUUUUUAAUCCAGCACAUACUAUUGCAAGCGCUAUUUUAGGCGUUGAGAAUACAACAGUGAACAAGACGACAAAAAUUCCUGCCCUCACGGAGCCUAAAAGCCUACAUUUUAGCAGAGGUAGAACGACCAUAAACAGUGUAUAUAUCAAUAAGUCACUUACGCACCAUAAUGGAAAGUGAUAAAGCGCUAUAGAGAAAAAGAAGAAUUCACGUAAAGCAAGGUAAGGCACAUCAGGAUUGGAAGGAGGGGAUAAGUUGCAAUCUUAAAUAAGGCUCUUAGUUAGAGUAGACCUCCUUGGGAAGAUGACAUAGAAGAAAACACUUGAAGGAGGCAAGAUUAUUAGCCAUGGAGAUCGCUUGAGGUGAAGGGAGCAGCCAAUGGAAAGGCCCUAAGAUGGAAGAGAAGGAAGGUCGGUGUGGCUGAAGAAGAUUGAGGGAGUGGGAGAAGAGUAGAAGGUGUUGAGAAUCACACAUCCUGUAGACUUGUGUGCCACUCUUAAGACUUCAGCUUUUAUUUUGAAUGAGCAGGAGAGGAAGUUAGAAGUAGUGGGCACAUUCAAUAGGGCCUUGCAUACCUCUGUAAGGACUUCAGCUUUUAUUCUAAGUAAGGUUGAGCCACUGGAGAGUUUUCAGCAGAAAGAUGAAAUGAUCCAACUCAAGUUGUAAACGGACCACUCAAACUGCUCUAUUAAGAAAGACAGGAGGAAGGCAAGGAUUGAAGAAAGGAGACCAGUUAGAAGGCUACCACAGUAAUGGAAAGGAGGGGAGAUAGCAGGUGACGGUGGCUCAGAAAAAGGUGGUAGCAAUAGAGAUUGUAUUCUAGAUAUGUUCACAUUUUCAGUUUGUCUUCCUGCCUCAGGUUCUCAGUGACUCCCUAUUUUUUUCUGUGGUCACAUUCCUCUUUUCCCUUCACCAAAUAUGCAAGGAAACAAGAAGUGAGAUCACAGCUGGUUUAGUGUUGCUAAUGAAACCCAAAUCCAGGGCAGUGUUUGACACAUUAAGCCAAACAGCAGCUGCCCUGUGGGUCAGAAGGGCCCUUUGGCUGGCACCACCAAAAUAUGUGUUCUCCAAAGGAGGCUGGCAUCAACUGGAGCCACUUCACGGCUUGUUUGAGAACUGGAUCUGACCAGUAGGAAGAAACCAGGACAGCAGUGGAAGACUGUUAAAGAAACCUGGGUAAAAAGAUGCAGGAGGUAAGAAGAGGAGGGUCUGUGAUAUAUCACAAGGAGGAAGAAGGAGAAGUGAGUCCAAGAAAGAAGGAAAGCAAUGUUGUGCUGUCAGAUGAGAGUUCAGGACCACCAAGCCAGCUGCUUUGGACCCCCCAGGAUACCCAGCUCCCUCAGGAAAGAGCUCUAUUACCUGCCCAGUAUCCUGCCUUCACUAAAGACGGAAGCCAAGGAAACCUGCUGCAAGCAGAUAUCACACUGAUGAGCCAGGCCCAAGAGUCAGUGACAUUCGAGGAUGUAGCUGUGAACUUCACUAACAGGGAGUGGCAGAGUCUGACCUAUGCUCAAAGGCAUCUCUAUAAGCAUGUGAUGUUGGAAAAUUAUGGGAACAUGGUAUCACUUGGAUUUCCAUUUCCUAAACCUCCUUUAAUCUCUCAUCUGGAGCGAGGAGUAGAGCCCUGUGUGCAGGAUCCACAGGACAGGGAGUCCCUAAGCUGCUCCUAUGCAGUGUCAACUGGUAAGAUGUGGCCUGAGAAUGAAAAGGCAAGUUCACAACAACAGAUUUUUGAAAAUGAAGAAGCCUACUGGAUGAAAUCUAACAGUCUCCUAAAAGUUGAUUCCCAGGAUCCUGAGGUUAGAGAAGUUUGUGUUCAGGAAGUCAAAUUAGAGAAUCAAUGGAAAACACCUAUAAGGGAGAAACUGAGAGAAGAGAAAGAAGGCUCUGAGGAAGUAACCUGCAAAAAAAGAAAGAACCAGAAGGUGCUUAGAAAAAACCCGAAUCCAAACUCAAAAUACAGUCGAUGUAAUAGUACAGCACAGAAACUCCAUGAAUGUGCCAGGUGUGGCAAAAACUUCAGUUGGCACUCAGAUCUAAUUCUCCAUAAGCAGAUUCAUUCUGCUGAGAAACCCCAUGUGUGUGAUGAGUGUGGGAAAGCAUUCAAGACCAGAAAUCAGCUUUCUGUGCACCAGAUAAUCCACACAGGGGAGAAACCUUUUAACUGCACCCAGUGUGGGAAGGCUUUCAACAGUAGAUCAGCUCUUUGCCGACAUAAAAAAACCCACAGUGGGGAGAAGCCUCACGAGUGCAGGGACUGUGGGAAGGCCUUCAAGACCAGGAACUGUCUGUGUAUGCAUCAGCUCAUCCACACUGGAGAAAAGCCUUACGAAUGUAACUGCUGUGGGAAGGCCUUCCAGUUUAAGCAUUCCCUUACCAUCCAUGGCAGAAUCCACACUGGAGAGAAGCCAUAUGAAUGUGAGGAGUGCGGGAAGGCCUUCAGCGGGAGUUCAGACCUCACCAAACACAUAAGAAUCCACACUGGGGAACGACCUUAUGAGUGCAGCGAGUGUGGAAGGGCCUUCAGUCGGAGCUCAGACCUAAGCAAGCACAAACGAAUCCAUAUUAGGGAGAAACACUAUGGGUGCCCCCAGUGUGGAAAAGACUUCAGCAUCAAGGCAGAACUCACCAAACACAGAAGGAUGCACACUGAAGAGAAACGUUACAGGUGUGAGGAGUGUGGGAAAGCCUUUCGUCAUAACUGUAAGCGCCGGGCUCAUGAACGAGAGCACACCGGAGAGAAGCCCUAUCAAUGCGGAGAUUGUGGGAAAACCUUCCAAGACCGGCACUGCCUUACCAUCCAUCAGAGAAUCCACACUGGAGAGAAACCUUACAAAUGUUUAGAGUGUGGGAAAGCUUUCGGUGGGAAGUCAAACUUGACCAAUCACCAAAGAAUUCACACUGGAGAGAAGCAUCACAAAUGUGAGGUAUGCGGAAUGGCCUUCCAUCAUAGUUCAGUCCUGAGGCAACACAAAAGAAUCCACACUGGUGAGAAGCCAUACACCUGCAGUGAGUGUGGCACGUCCUUCCGUCAGGGCUCAGCUCUGAUUGGACAUAAGCGAGUUCAUACUGGAGAGAAACCUUAUGAAUGUGAGGAGUGUGGAAAAGCUUUUAGAGUGAGCUCAAAUCUUACUGGACAUAAGAAAAGAAAACAUCAAGUAUGGAGAACCCAUGAACUUGAUGGGAGUAGGAAAUCCGUCUCGCCAGUAACUGUUUCUCAGACCUCAGCAGUUAGUAUUUUGACCAGUGCCUGAGUAUAACAAUUCUGGUGUUACUUUCUGUUUUUCCUACCUCGUAGGCUGGUCCUUCUGUCUCCUAUAUUAGUUAUUCCUGAUUUCCUGACCCUUAAUUGUGAGAUUCCCCAAAGACAUUGUCCUUUACCUUCUUAUUCAGUAUUUUUUCAGUGAGCACAUUUACUUCCAAGAGUUUAUCAAUCACUUCCUAAUAAUAAUAAACACUUAUUAGUGCUU